Messenger RNA from Onychostoma macrolepis, 843 nucleotides. RefSeq names its product mitochondrial ribosomal protein S6 (gene mrps6). Gene Ontology annotation, molecular function: structural constituent of ribosome; small ribosomal subunit rRNA binding. Bases 163 to 528 code for a protein of 121 amino acids. Lineage: Eukaryota; Metazoa; Chordata; Actinopteri; Cypriniformes; Cyprinidae. Gene Ontology annotation, cellular component: ribosome; mitochondrial small ribosomal subunit. The record is from RefSeq and is a predicted model, not a curated record. Gene Ontology annotation, biological process: translation. The transcript is spliced from 3 exons.
UUUAUUUGCUGCCUCUUUGGUGGAGCACUACAUCAAACUCCACGUGUUUCUCCAAAGUAUCUCCUUGAAGAAGACACACAUGCACCUCUGUGACAGCUUGCCACCGAGAGUCAUUUACUUUUCCUAAACUCUGUGGCCCCUCCGUUCAGACAGCAGCGGGAGAUGCCGCGGUACGAGCUGUGCGUGAUCCUGAAGGCGAUGCAGAGGCCGGAGACCGCGGCGGUGCUGCGGCGCACGGUGGAGACGCUGCUGGAGCGCGGCGCUGUGGUCAGGGCUCUGGAGAACCUCGGCGAGCGCAGGCUGCCCUACAAGAUCUCCAAACACGACUCUCGCCACACGCACGGCGGGUACUUCUCCAUCGACUUCCACGCCUCGCCGAUGAUCGUCAGCGAGCUGCUAGAACACCUUGAACGGGACAUCGACGUGCUGCGCCCCACAGUUUUAAAGAAAGACACUGAGCUUUCCAAGACGCAGUGCUCUGCAACAGGAGCACAAGCUGAGAAAGCAAAGAGCGCCACUUCCAGAUAAAUGACUGUGUAGAUGGCGUCAUGUGCUGGAUCAUGUGAAUGGACUUUUGCAACGAGACAAGCUAGUAAAUGUCAGCAUCCUUUUUACAGUUUUGGAGGAAAGCGUUUAGUUCAGUGAUGUGUAUUUCCACAAAGAACUGUACAUAUGACCUCUUCAGCAUCAGCAUUUUUGGAGUAUUUAAUAUUAAUAUGACAGAUUCUGCUUCAAUAAUUACAUGCUCAUAAAUAAAUAACAUAAAAAUGAAGUUGUAUUUCUCACUCUGUGACAGUCAUACUCUUCCACAAAUGUGACUUACAAAUAAAGAAAUAAAUUUAA